AUGACCUCAUAUAAAUCCCUCAAGUUUCCCCCACCUCAUGUAAUCAAAGUUAGCAAAUCUGCGUGGAUGACUGAUGAAGAAUUUGGGAGAGAGAUGGUUGUUGGUGUAAACCCUUGCGUGAUUCGUCUUCUUCAAGAGUUCCCGCUGAAAAGUACUCUUGAUACUGUCGUAUACGGUGAUCAGUCUAGUACAACAACAAAAGAACAGUUAGAGACGAACCUCGGUGAGCUCACAGUAGAACAGGCACUUAGCGGGAAGAGAUUAUUCGUCUUAGAUUACCAUGACGCGUUCAUGCCAUAUCUGGAAAGGAUAAACACAAGAGCAAAGGCUUAUGCCACUAGGACAAUCUUGUUCUUGAAAGAUGAUGGAACUUUGAAGCCAAUAGCCAUUGAAUUGAGUCUGCCACACUCAAAUGGGGUUCAAUAUGGUGUUGAAAGCAAAGUAAUCUUGCCUGCAGAAGAUGGCAGUGUCGAAAGUACAAUUUGGCUAUGGGCCAAGGCUCAUGUAAUUGCAAAUGACUCAUGCUAUCAUCAACUCAUGAGCCGUUGGUUGAAUACUCAUGCGGUGAUUGAACCAUUCAUCAUAACAACAAAACCCCUCUUUCAAUUCCUCUCCACCACCUACUGUGCAGACUGCUGA
This is a messenger RNA of Lathyrus oleraceus (garden pea), 639 nucleotides long. RefSeq names its product linoleate 9S-lipoxygenase 1-like. The record is from RefSeq and is a predicted model, not a curated record. Gene Ontology annotation, molecular function: oxidoreductase activity, acting on single donors with incorporation of molecular oxygen, incorporation of two atoms of oxygen; metal ion binding. Gene Ontology annotation, biological process: lipid oxidation. The coding region runs from base 1 to 639 and encodes 212 amino acids. The transcript has a single exon. NCBI's taxonomy places the organism in Eukaryota, Viridiplantae, Streptophyta, Magnoliopsida, Fabales, Fabaceae.